CUUGUUUAUCUACACGCGCGUCGACGUCGCGUUCAAUCGUUCGUGAAUCGUUUCAUGGCUGGCAAUGACCCCGAAUGGCAGGAAGAUGACGCUGGGGAACAAUUGGAACUACUCUUCGCGCCCAAGGGGAUCACUCAUACAUUCUACCUACAUCGUUCCAUCAGGCAGCAGGGUGCGCGUGAUGCACUAGCUGAAAAAAUUCGGGCCCAUGGCGGGGAGGUCGUCGACAGCGACGUCUUCAAGACCGAGGCCGCCGACGUCCUCCUUUUUGAUCCGAGACAUAUCAGAUAUCCUGAGAAUGUCUUCAUUGAUGCAUAUAGGACACACUCGGAUAUCAAGCUGCGUAAAAUGCAUGCAAAGAAGUCAAGCUUCAUUCCUCACUGUAUCAACCUUGGGAAAUUUGUGCUAGAUGUUCACAGGCCAAGAAGGCCUAUGCCGGGAAUUCCACCCGGCCGCAGACCUUAUCGCGUAGAAUUCACGCAAGAAGACACGGAGAACCUUGCGAGAUACUUGGCAUAUAAGGUUCCGGUUCGCUCUGCUGGAGGUCUUCUUGGCAAUGUGAUAUACAGCCAAAUGUGCGCGAAGAUACAAGUUCUACCGACGGAAUAUGAAUGGACUGCUCGCCACCCCCCAUCAUCCUGGCGUGAACAUUACAAGAGAAACAAAGUUAUUAUGAAUGAGAUGAUGGACCAGAUUGUAAGGGAAGAAGGUGUUAUUCUCAAAAACAUAUAUGAAAAAGAUCGACGUCGGAAUCGUGAACGUCCUCGUGUAGACCCGGGUCUAUUCAACAAAGAGGAGGAGGAAGAAGAGGAGGAGGAGGGGGAGGAAGAAGAAGUAAUCGCUGACUUGGCACGAAUUGGGGAGUCGGAUGCCACGCGGCCCCCGUCUGGCGCCUCCGAGAACGCCGAUGCGAGAAACGAGGAGAUAGAGCCAAGCCCUGAAGAGCAGGAACGACGGGAGGAGGUCCGAACAGUCAGCCCAUCUCUUUUCUCUGAAGAUGAGGAACCCAUGCAAGUCGAUGUAUUCGACGAUCCUGGGCCUUCGUUGAGUCGGCACAGUCCGGAGCCUGCUGAUGAUUAUGUUCCUACAUCCGCAAGCCGACCAACUACGACGCAGGCCACCCUCGUUGGUACCCAGUCAUCUCAGCUUGCUUCGACCUUGGUAAAGAGUCGGACCAUUAAAAAGCCUACGUCAUCACCCCAUCACUCCCGCCACUCUCAGGUUAUCGAGAUCGAAGACUACGACUCGGUUGACGAAGACUCGCCAGGAAUUGAAUCCCUUCACCAGGAAACGCCUUCCAAAAAUCGCAAUGUCAAAACCUCUAUGCGCGCACGAAUAGUCGUUCCAUCCACCCGACCCCGACUCCGACCAAUUGUCAAAAAGGCCAGUGUCCUCAACGACGAUCCCCCUUACCGCAAUUUGCGCUCACACUCGCGGUCUGUCGAGCCGAGGCAAGGGCAGUCCAUUGGGAAGUGGAAGAAGGCGAACACGCUUUCUGUGGAUCUUGGCCCUGUUUUGGAAGAGGAAGUCAGCGGAGCAAGCCCUUUCGAUGAACACGAAAUCCCGGAUGUGAUACCUGCUGAGGCGCGUCCUAUUUCUGCAUCUGGAUCCGAGCUCGUGGUGGGGGCUGUGCUGGAGUCAGAGUCAGAGUGGGAACCAGAUCCUGUGACAGGGCUACAGUCAGACCUCGAACCAAAGUCUGAGCCAGAGUCUGAUGUGGACCUGAACUUACAAUCGCAGCUGCUUAAACGGAGAAGGACAACGUUUGACACGGAUGAUGAACAGACAGCGAGGGACCUUGGUUUUUUGGGGAGUGCAAAGGUCCCUAGGUCCAUGGCGUUGACGCCUAUUGGGCAGACUGUCCGAACUUCUAUUCGGCGGGGGUGGUCCACGUCGAGUGAGGAGCCAUUUCCGGUGCCUAACACCAAAGCGAGUGCGAGGAAGGAACGCCUUAUCGAGGAAGCGAAGCGGAUGCCCUACAUUCCUCCUUCGGGGACAAGGGCUGCUAGGAGACUUGGCGUACCGUAGCCAGUAGUUUAUUUAUGACCGUCACUUUGUCGUGUACCACAACGUACUAUGUCUUUAUCUGUACCAAUAAGAACCUCCAAAUC
Guyanagaster necrorhizus is the source of this 2111-nucleotide messenger RNA. RefSeq lists its product as uncharacterized. The transcript has 4 exons. NCBI's taxonomy places the organism in Eukaryota, Fungi, Basidiomycota, Agaricomycetes, Agaricales, Physalacriaceae. The record is from RefSeq and is a predicted model, not a curated record. The coding region runs from base 55 to 2028 and encodes 657 amino acids.